Molecule: messenger RNA, 1891 nt
Organism: Cokeromyces recurvatus
Lineage: Eukaryota; Fungi; Mucoromycota; Mucoromycetes; Mucorales; Mucoraceae
Product: SKIP/SNW domain-containing protein
Exons: 5
Coding region: 36-1757 (573 amino acids)
Biological process (GO): mRNA splicing, via spliceosome
Cellular component (GO): spliceosomal complex
Source: RefSeq, a predicted model, not a curated record
UUUUUUUUUCUUUCUUUUCUAUACAGAUAAUAAGAAUGGCAUCACUUACAAGUCUUUUACCCAAACCUCGACAAACAUUAUCAUCUACAACUGAUGCACAACCACAAUUAGAAAAGAAAAUCAACCAAAUCAUUACAAAAACCAGCCAAAAUAGAAUUCCUCCUUAUGGACAACGUAAAAACUUUAGACCUCGUGGACCAGAAGAUUUCGGUAAUGGUGGUGCAUACCCCGAAAUUCACAUUCCUCAAUUUCCAUUAGGAAUGGGCCGUAAAGAAACAAGUUUAGCUGAACGUAAAGGUGGAGCCUUGACAUUGGAAGUCGACAAUGAUGGUAACAUAAAAUACGAUGCAAUUGCUAAACAAGGACAUAGUGACGACCGUAUCAUUCAUACCUCCUUUAAGGAUAUGAUUCCUCUCAAUGAACGAAAAGAUAUGGAUGUCGACAAAUUAGUCAUGGAUAGACCAAGCCAAGAAGAAGUUCAGAGUGUAGCAGAAAAGACUCGAUUAGCUCUCGAAAAGAUUGUCAACUCAAAGAUCAAAUCUUCUCAACCUAAAAAUUCAGCACUUUCAGCUUCCAACAGUACUAAUAAAGAUCCAACCUAUAUUCGUUAUACACCAGCCCAACAGGGUUCAUCUGGUGCUAAACAAAGAAUUAUUCGUAUGGUAGAUGCACCUAGAGACCCUAUGGAGCCUCCUAGUCAUUUACACAAGAAGGUUCCUCGUGGUCCUCCAUCACCUCCUGCUCCUGUUAUGCAUUCACCUCCCCGUAAGUUAACAGCUAAAGAACAAGCUGAAUGGAUCAUUCCUCCCUGUGUUUCAAACUGGAAAAACACAAAGGGUUAUACUAUCCCCCUCGAUAAACGUUUAGCAGCUGAUGGUCGUGGUCUUCAAGAGUUGACGAUCAAUGAUAAUUUUGCAAAGUUCUCUGAAGCUCUUUAUGCUGCUGAUCGUCAUGCUCGUGAAGAAGUUAGACAAAGAAAUUUGAUGCAACAGAAACUAGCCCAGAAACAAAAGGAAGCUGAAGAAGAAAAGUUAAGGCAGUUAGCUCAAAAGGCACGUGAAGAAAGAGCUGGUUUAAAGACUACAAAUCAUUCAGAAGCACCUGCAAAUGCUAAUCGUCCAUCAGCAGCCUCUCUCAUGGUAGAUUAUGAUAGUUCUGAAGAUGAAUCAGGAUCUGAAAGUGAAGAAGACUCUCCUGUUCGUCGAAGAGUUGAGGAUAGUGAUGAAGAAAAAGCAAGAGAGCGUGAUCAACUUCGACGUGAUCUCCAAAGACAAAGACAACGAGAAAUGCGUAUGAGUAAAAUGGGUACAGAAGCUAGAGCAAGGCAUCUUGCUCGUGAGCAAGGACGUGAUAUUUCUGAAAAAAUUGCACUUGGUUUAGCUAAACCAUCAUUAAGUAAAGAAAGUAUGUAUGAUGCAAGAUUAUUUAAUCAAUCAGAGGGUAUUGGAUCUGGUUUCAAAGAUGAUGAUGUAUAUAAUACGUAUGAUAAACCACUAUUCAACCAAACAUCAUCAUCUAUCUAUAGAUAUAGAGGUGAAAAUACUGAAUCUGAAGUCUUGGGUAGCACAAAUGCAGAUGACCUUGAAAGGGCUAUCAAGCAAGACAAGUUUGGUAUGCGUAAAGGAUUCCAGGGUGCUGAGGGUGGUGAAGUUGAAAAAGAUGUAUUUGGGUUAGAUACUUUCUUGAAUAAGGCGAAAAAAGGAAAGAGAGCUCGCGAUGAAGAUGAUUAUAGUGACGAUGAACGUCGUAAGAAAUAAAUCUUAUUAUGAUCUAUUAUAUAUACAUGAAUAUAUAAAGCAGACAAUUCUCCUUUUGAGACGUCAUUAUAUAUCAAUAUUACACGUUUUGUUGUCCUUUUUAUAUAAUAAUAAUGAUAAUAAAUUUACCACAU